Ipomoea nil (Japanese morning glory) is the source of this 1200-nucleotide messenger RNA. Its product is annotated as polygalacturonase-like. The transcript is spliced from 4 exons. Gene Ontology annotation, biological process: carbohydrate metabolic process. Gene Ontology annotation, molecular function: polygalacturonase activity. The coding region runs from base 1 to 1200 and encodes 399 amino acids. The record is from RefSeq and is a predicted model, not a curated record. NCBI's taxonomy places the organism in Eukaryota, Viridiplantae, Streptophyta, Magnoliopsida, Solanales, Convolvulaceae.
AUGGUGAGAUUUAUGGUAUUAUUGGCUUCUGUUAUUGCAUUGUUGUUAUGUAACAUAGGAUAUGCAGCGUCACAUCCACCAACAUCAUCGGUAUCAUACAACGUGGUAAACUUUGGGGCAAAACCCGACGGAAAAACCGAGUCGACUCAGGCGUUUCUGCGCGCUUGGGCGUCGGCAUGCAGGUCACUCCGGCCGGCAACAGUUUACGUGCCCAAGGGCAAUUACUUGCUUAAGGCAGUGGUGUUCAACGGGCCAUGCAAGAACAGAAUCACGGUGCGAAUCGACGGCACGCUCGUUGCUCCUACCGAUUAUUGGGCCUUGGGAAACUCCGGCUACUGGAUCUUGUUUAGUAAAGUCGACAGGAUUUCGGUCAUCGGCGGCAAGAUUGACGCCAAGGGAGCUGGCUUCUGGGCUUGCCGGAAUUCCCGCAAGAAUUGCCCCGUCGUCGGAGCAAGGUCGAUGACAUUCAAAAGGGUAAAUGGCCUGGAGGUGAAUGGUUUACAAUCCUUGAACAGUCAGACAAUGCACCUAGUAAUCAACCACUGCAAAAACGUUGUAAUUCGCAACGUGAGGAUAAUAGCCCCAGAUAAGAGUCCCAACACCGACGGCAUCCACGUCCAGCACUCCACCGGGAUCACCAUCACCUCUAGUAGUUUGAAGACUGGCGACGACUGCGUAUCAAUCGGUCCAGGUACAACAAACAUGUUCAUGGAUCGAUUAGUAUGUGGCCCUGGACAUGGUAUCAGUAUCGGAAGUUUGGGUCGGUUUGCAGUAGAAGUCGGUGUGCAAAACGUAACACUGAUAAACUCUCUCUUCGUCGGAUCCCAAAAUGGAAUCAGGAUAAAAUCAUGGGCACGACCAAGUACUGGGUUUGUCAAGAACAUCAACUAUCGCAACAUUGUUAUGAAGCAUGUGAAAAACCCCAUAAUCAUCGACCAGAACUACUGUCCAAAUAACAUUGGUUGUCCUAAACAGACAUCUGGAAUAAAAAUCAGUGGAGUGACAUAUAAGAACAUACAAGGAACAUCUAAGACAAAAGUUGCAAUGACAUUUGAUUGUAGCCCCAGCCAAAAAUGCAGAGGGAUAAAGUUGCAAGAUAUAAAGUUGAAGUAUUAUUUGAACAAUCAGAAGGCACAAUCCACCUGCAAAAACAUUCAAGGAACUACCACUGGAGUCAUCUUACCAUAUAAAUGCCUUUGA